AUGGCAGAGGAGGCCCAUGAAUCAAGUCCUGAUGCACAAGACAGCGAACCCUCCCUCUACGAGCUGCUGAACAUCUCCAAUACCGCCACAGAAACCGAUAUCCGUGAAGCGCAUCGUCGCCUUUCGCGGCUCUUCCAUCCAGACAAGCAUAGAGGCGAUGUUCAACAACGUCAAGCUGCGGAGCAUCAAUUUAGGCAGAUCCAACGUGCUUACGAUGUCUUGUCGGAUCCGCAGCAACGCGCGCUGUAUGAUACAUUGGGGGAUGCUGGUCUAGGUAUCAAGAUGGAAGUUGGACAACGCAACAUGACUCCUGAAGAGCUCCGUCAAUUCCAUCUCGCUCAAGCAAAACAGGCGAAAGUGGAACUGCUGGAUCAAUUGGUGCAAGCAAAGAGCGAGACAAGUUUGACUGUCGAUGCGAAAGCGCUGUUCGGUCAGCGCGUGGUGGUCGAGUCUUAUAUGAAUGCACUGGGUAUGCCUAUGAAACGAGCACGACCUGCUGAACGCGAAGACUAUGAAGAUGAGGCUGAAUCUGGACAGCUUGCGAAACCUGUCGAGCACGCCUCUGCCUUGACUAUAACAUCGCAUGCAACCAUGGCGGGAAAGAAGGCACAAUUCGGUGUUCUUACUGGUCUGCGGCAUCAACUGUCCCCCAAAACAACGAUUGAAUGCUCUCUACCACUGCUGGCACCUCGCAAGUUUAAAGCGAAAUGGAUCCAUCAACAAACAGCAGAGUUGUUUUACUCUUGUGACUUGGAGGCUGCUUCACUGCUGCAACCACCGAGUCUCGCGCUCACGACAGGUCGACAAAUGACUUCACGCGGGGUUCUGUUCUCAACACUCUCCUCAGGCAGUCCAUGGAAAUUAUGGGAUUGGGGACAAACCAGUAGUGCUGCGUCUUACGUCCUUGGCUGGACUCGCAAUCCCAUCCCAAGCGACCCCUCUGGAUUCACCGUGCAGUUGAUUACCGGUUUGCAAGUAACUGGACUUGCUGGUGAUUAUAGCACGCAUUUCGAUGGUCCUGGGAUUCGGUGCAAAGCAGGCGGCAGUCUCACAACAGGUGGUCUUGCCAUCAACGUUGGUGCGAGUCGUAAAAUCACUGAGCAUGCAAGACUUGGUGCUGUUGUCACUGGCAAUGCCCAAACACUUGUCGUCAAAUUGACGUUUGCAAGACUCGGACAAAGAUUUUCAUUACCCCUUUGGAUUGGCGAGGGUUUCGAAACGGACAGCAUGUUGUAUGGUGUCGUGCUGCCUGUGCUGGGCUUAGUUGCAUUUGAGUUCUUGCAUGUCAUGCCACAGCGUGAGCGCAAUCGGAAGAGGCGUUUGGCAUUGAGGAAGACACGGAUGCAGGAUCAGUUGGCUGCUCGGGAGCAAGCUGCUAGUGAGGCAGUUGCAUUGAUGCGCGAGGCUAUUGAGAGGAAACAGGAUGCUGCGCGGCAAGCUCAUGGCUUGGUGAUUACGGACGCGCAGUAUGGCUCGAAAGCGCAUAAAGUUGAUGUGACGAUUGCAUUGGCGGCACAAAUCAAUGACAACCAACUGGUGCUGCCAGAAAAGGUCCGUAAGUCUGGUCUGAUUGGGUUCUGGGAUCCUGAUCUUGGCGAGAAGAAGACGCUGACGGUGGAAUAUCUAUUCGAUGAUAAGCUGCACCGGGUUGAAAUUGACGACCGCCAGGGACUUGUGCUGCCUAUGAAGGGGCAUUUGAUAUGA
Molecule: messenger RNA, 1704 nt
Organism: Protomyces lactucae-debilis
Lineage: Eukaryota; Fungi; Ascomycota; Taphrinomycetes; Taphrinales; Protomycetaceae
Exons: 2
Coding region: 1-1704 (567 amino acids)
Biological process (GO): cristae formation
Source: RefSeq, a predicted model, not a curated record